GGGGCGAUUCUUCUCGGCAAGGCUGCAUCAAUACCGAUCAACGGCUCUCGGGAAGCUGGACCACUCGACGACGAUACCGAAAACUAUCGGCUCCCGGAGAAUGUGCUUCCGACGAGGUACACUCUCAGGAUCGAGCCCAACAUGGAUCCGGAUCAGUUGACGUUCAAAGGUGAGGUCGAAAUCGAGAUUAAGGUCCUCCAGGAAACGCCGAAGAUUGUGCUGCACGCUGCGAGUCUCGACAUCGAAGAACGUCGCACGGAACUGCUCCAUGCGAACGGUUCGAAGGUCAACGUGCCAAUGACGUUCGCUUUGGAUGAAAAAACGAACUUUUACAAGGUUGAUUUGAACAGGAGCGUUCCGAGCGGUCUUUACACAUUGAGAAUGAAAUAUCGCGGAAUUUUGCACCGCGAUAUGCUUGGAUUCUUCGCAGAUUCGUACGUCAACGAGAAAGGCGACGAGGUAUGGUUCGCAGCGACCAUAUUCUCACCUACGACUGCCAGACGAGCGUUUCCGUGCUUCGACGAGCCAUCGUUCAAGGCAACGUUCAAAAUAUUCAUCACUCACUCCGACGCUUACACGGCUAUUUCGAAUAUGCCAGUUGCCAGCAAAACGAAGCCUGCUGGUGAUGCGACCAAGUGGGUAACCGAGUUCCUAGAAACACCGAAAAUGUCGAGCUUCCUCGUGGCUUUCAGUGUCUCGGACUUUGAGCAUCUAUCCAGUCCUGACGGAAGGUUCAGAGUCUUUGGAAGAAGCGAUAAAAUUCAUAUGGGGGAAUUCGCUCUGGCCAUGGCCCCUAAAGCACUCGGGGCGAUGGCGAACUACACGAAAAUCGAUUUUCAACUUCCGAAGUUGGAUAGCAUCGUCAUACCAGAGUUUCCUGGAGGUGGUCUGGAGAACUGGGGCCUCAUCGAGUACCGGGAAAGUUGGAUAUUGUAUGACGAGAGUCACACGACCACUGAGAACAAGCACGACAAAGCUAAGACACUGUCGCACGAGUGUUCCCACCAAUGGUUUGGAAACCUCGUCAGUCCGUCAUGGUGGUCCUUCAAUUGGCUUAGCGAAGGACUCGCUACUUACUUUGGCUACUGGAUCACCGACCAGAUCGAACCAUCCUGGCGGAUAAUGGACGAGUUUGUGACAAAAGUUCUCCAAGAAAAAACACUCACUGCUGACGCUGAUAACGUGCAGCCUCCCAUGGACCUAACGGAAAGGUUUGAUGAGCCUGAUGAAGUGAUGGGAAAAGCUUUCAACUCUGUGACUUAUUCAAAAGCUAGCUGCGUCAUUCGGAUGUUCGCACACGUGCUCGGCCCAACCGUAUUUCAAAUCGGACUGCAGAAUUAUUUGAAGAACAAGAGCUAUCAGGCGGCUACUUCCGAUGACUUGGUCAGAGAAUUAGCAGCAGUCGGUCAAGACAUUGAGUUCCUGGACAAAGCACUGGUUUCCUGGAUCACACAAUCUGGUUACCCGGUCGUCACAGUAACGCGAGAUUACGCAACUGGGAAUGCUACAGUAUCCCAAAGACGAUUUUCAACAUCAGAAAGCAGGGUCCGAAAUGGGCAGUGGUUUGUCCCAAUAAACGUCGUUACCGAGGAGAAACCUUCAAGUUUUUCACAAACCAGGCCAACCCAUUGGCUUCUGAACGAUACUGAACCGCUGACACUCUCGGGGUUGAAAAACGACAGCUGGAUCAUCCUGAACAGCCAGCAAACUGGUUACUACCGAGUGAAUUAUGAUGCCAGGAACUGGCAGUUGAUCAUCGAUUAUCUGAUGAACCCAAACACGUUGAAAAAUAUCGACGUACUGAAUCGAGCUCAACUCUUGGACGAUGCUUUCUAUCUUGCUGAUGGUGAUGAACUUCCGGAUCAAUCAACUUUCUUAGAAAUGACGAAGUAUCUUCAGCACGAAGACGAUUACGUUCCAUGGUACGCGGCUCACCGUGCCUUUAAAAUUCUCGACCAUUUUUUGAAAAAUACUCCAUCGUACGAUCUCUACAAACUCUACGUACAACGACUCACUUCAAAAUUGGAAGAAAAGUUAGGCUACUCUGAGAACGACGAUGAAACUGACGAUGUCAAGUUGAACAGACUGAAAGUGAUCGAAGUGGCAUGCGCAAUGGGUUCUGCCAAGUGUCGUACUGCCACUCAUGAGAUGCUGCUUGAACACGUGGUCAAAUUCAAUAAAACUUCAGCUGACCUUCAAAGUGUCGUGCUCUGCGCAGGAAUGCGAUCAGUGAACAAAGAAGAGUGGGAAGAAGCUUACAAUUACACGACCCAAAUGCUUCGAGAUACAGACGAGCACCGAGCCCUCGUUGACGCACUUGGUUGUGCUUCUGAUCCUGAGAUUCUCAAGGAAUAUCUUGGAAGAGGAAUCUUCGAGGAGUCUAACAUUGAUGCAUAUAGAGCCUUCGAAGCAGUGUUAAAAGGCGGCGGCAUCGGUGUCGAUGCCAUCUUUGCUUUCAUCAGGGACAGAUUUCAAUCCAUAAUGAGUAACUAUGGUCCGCGCUUAGUGAGAGGGGCUCUUAAUCAGAUUGCAGGUCGAAUGACAAACCAAGAGCAAAUGACACAGCUGCGAACUUUUAUCGAUACGUUGCCCGCUGAGCAUAUGGAACUGGCGAACGCCUUGAGGGAUUUAGCAGCUAACGAAGCCAGAUGGAGCAUCGAGUAUGCGAUUAAUUAUGGAAAAGCUGCGGUGAAGUUUCUGAGGGCACAAAAUUUGACUGAAAAACUACUGUUGAUACUGAUAAGAAAAACGGAAUUUUCUGUGGCGCGGUGUUAUUGUGUUGAGAGUCGUGAGCUAGUUUGCCACAGGCUAUAUAUAUCGAGAUCGCGUUUCCGGGAGCUUAAAAAAAGUGACAAAAUGUCGUUUCUCGACGGUGCUCCGUUCUGCCUCUUGGUGCUGCUUCUCACCGGGACGAUUCCUCUCGGCAUCGUACCGGUCGACGGCUCCGAGGAACCUGAACGAGACGAUGAUUCUGCCGAAAACUAUCGUCUUCCGACGGAUGUGCUUCCGAUGAGAUACACUCUCAAAAUAAAUCUCUUCACGCCAUCGAACGAGCAUCAAUACAAAACGUUUAGCGGCGAGGUGGAAAUCGAGAUGAACGUCGUGCAGGAAACGUCGACGAUCGUACUGCACAAUCGGUUUCUCGAAAUCUUGCCCAAUGACACGGAACUGCUCCAUGCGAACGGUUCGAAGGUGCACGUGCCAAUGACAUUCGCUUCAGAUCUGGAAACGGAGUUCUGCAGGGUGAAUUUGAACGGGAGAAUUCCGAGCGGUGCUUAUGUAUUGAGAAUGAAAUAUCUUGGAUUUUUCGAUGAUUAUAUGCAGGGACUUUUCACAGAUUCAGCCGUCAACGAUAAAAGUGAAACGGUAAGGUUCGCGACAACCCUAUUCUUCCCUACUCAUGCCAGACAAGCAUUCCCGUGCUUCGACGAGCCAUCGUUCAAGGCAACCUUCAAAAUAUACAUCACUCACCCCGAGGCUUACGAGGCCAUUUCCAAUAUGCCAAUUGCCAGUAAAAGAAAAAAACAUGGUACGACCGACUGGAUAACCGAGUUCCAAGAAACUCCGAAAAUGUCGACUUACAUGGUGGCUUUCACUGUUUUCUCGAACUUUACUAGUCGCUCCGGAUUAUACAAUAGAUUUAAAAUCUUUGCGAAGAACGAUCCAGCUCGUAUGAGCCAAUUCACUCUGAAUACGAGCUCUAGAGCACUUGCAGCGAUGGAAAAAUACACGGGAUUCGUUUCCGAAAUUCCGAAAAUGGAUAUUAUCGUCAUACCAAACUUGGAUGAUGAUUAUCAUGGGUACUGGGGCCUCAUCCAGUAUGGGGAAAAUUCGAUAUCGUAUGAUGAGCAUCACACGACCACUGAAGCCAAGCACUUCAAGGCUGUAGCAGUGUCGCACGAGUGUUCCGCCCAAUGGUUUGGAAACCUCGUGACUCCGUUAUGGUGGUCCUACUAUUGGCUCAGCGAAGGAUUCGCUACUUACUUUGGCUACUGGAUCACCGACCAGCUCGAGCCAUCCUGGCGGGUGAUGGACGAGUUCGUGGUAAAAGUUGUCCAAGAGUCGGCUCUGAUUGAUGACGCCAAUUACGAGGGUAAUUCUUCCAUGGACCUAACGGCGGAGAGGUUCGAUGAUUCUUACGAAGUGAAGGAAAAAGCUUUGAACCCUGUGACGUAUAACAAAGCUAGCGCCGUCAUUCGGAUGUUUGUCCAUGCCCUGAAACCAGCCAUAUUUCAAAAAGGAUUGAAGAAUUAUUUGAGAAAGAAGAGCCACCAAGUGGCUACGUCCGGUGACUUGGUCAGCGAAUUAGCAGCAGUCGGUCAACACCCUAAGUUCCUGAAGAAAGCACUGGUUUCCUGGACCACACAAUCUGGAUACCCGGUCGUCACAGUGACGCGAGAUUACAGGACUGGAAACAUUGCUAUAUAGCAAAAACAAUUUAAAACAACGGAAGGCGACAAGCGGAAUGGAAAGUGGUUUAUCCCGAUAAACUGGAUCACCCAACGUAAUGUUGCAAGAUUCUCGCGAACUGGACCAGCAAAGUGGCUUGAGAGAACUUGUCAGCCAAUGCUACUCUGCAGCUUGAAAAAAGACAGCUGGAUCAUCCUGAACAGCCAGCAAACUGGUUACUACCGAGUUAAUUACGAUGCCAGGAACUGGCAGUUGAUCAGCAAUUAUCUGAUGAACCCAAAGACGAUGAAAAAUAUCCACGUACUGAAUCGAGCUCAACUCUUGGAUGAUGCUUUCCAUCUCGUUGAUGGUAGAGAACUUCCGGAUGAAUCAAUUUUCUUAGAAUUGACGAAGUAUCUUCAGCACGAAGAAGACUACAUUCCAUGGUACGCAGCUAAUCGUGCCUUUGAAAGACUCAACCGUUUUUUGAAACAUACUGCAUCUUACGAUAAAUACAAGGUAAGGAAUUCCAGAUAUCUUAAGGCUUUAUUCGCCCACAAGUCCUCAAGUUCUUCUCUUGACCAAGGACAAGCGUAA
This is a messenger RNA of Venturia canescens, 4986 nucleotides long. Its product is annotated as aminopeptidase N-like. Gene Ontology annotation, molecular function: metalloaminopeptidase activity; peptide binding; zinc ion binding. The record is from RefSeq and is a predicted model, not a curated record. Gene Ontology annotation, biological process: proteolysis; peptide catabolic process. Lineage: Eukaryota; Metazoa; Arthropoda; Insecta; Hymenoptera; Ichneumonidae. The transcript is spliced from 18 exons. Gene Ontology annotation, cellular component: cytoplasm.